UGAGAAUAGAAUAGAAGUCUAGUCAGACAGAGAACUAUAAAGGCUCGAAUACACGGAACAAUUUUGCAGAUCAAUUUUCAAAAUAAAAUAUUGAACUAAAAUUGAUCUAAUAUUGUUGCGUAUAUAUCGUAGAAAAAUAACAGAACGAUAAUGCCAUAAUGACGUAAAAACACUCAAAAAUUGAUCUAAUAAAAUCAAACCGGUUUGAUUUUAUUAGAUCAAUUUUUCGUCGGAACAAUAUUAUUUCAAAGGAAACCGCCAGCUGCUCACUUUUUUUCGAAACUCACGCUCGGUAUUUCAUUCAUUUCAAAUGUUUUUAUGCACGUAAAGAGAGUAAAUGAAGAGAAACGCGACUAAACAUGUCAGAUCAUUUUGUUUUACCAAGUACGUUUAGAUCGUAUCAAACCGCAAGGCAAACUGAAUUAAGAUCCUCAAUUCCUGACAAUGACAAUUCGCAGGACACGCAAAAACGGAAUAAACCAGCUGAGGAGAUUGCACAACCUGAAACAGCUGUGGUUGCAAAAAAACGUGGCAGACCUUCAAAAAAGUCAUCCGAAAAAAGAGAUUGGGAUGAUGACGAAAUCUUUGUUCUUAUUGAAACUUGGUCGAAUCACGAUAAUCUCUACAACACAAGAAACAGUCAAUAUUUUAAUCGUGAUACACGACAAAAAUCUCUUGAAAAAAUUCAGAAAGAAUUAGCAGACCAAGGUAUUUUUGCUUCAGUGAAAGAUAUUGCAGAUAAACUCACGAAUCCAAAGACAUACUAUGGUGGUCAAAAAAGAUCUGUCGAAUCUUCAAAGGCCAGUGGCGCUGGAGCUGAUGAUGUUUACGAGAGGUACAAAAGAAACAAAAGAUGACAAUAAAUUCUUGUUUACAUCAACCCUUUUGCUGCAACAUUAUCACAGCCUCGUAAUUUCUUAGUUAUUGUUAUUGCUUAGUGAAAAUCGACCAAAUUUAAAAAUUAAAUAUCUUUCUCUUUCUUAUCUUUAUGGAAUGGUACUAAUUCACUUGUUUAUUCAAAGGUCUUUCAUCCUUAUUCGGUCUACGUCAUUAAUUAGACCUGUGUCAUAUACAUAUAGCUAAACUCAACA
Molecule: messenger RNA, 1091 nt
Organism: Hydractinia symbiolongicarpus
Lineage: Eukaryota; Metazoa; Cnidaria; Hydrozoa; Anthoathecata; Hydractiniidae
Exons: 2
Coding region: 360-857 (165 amino acids)
Source: RefSeq, a predicted model, not a curated record